UGCCACCCCCCACCCCAGCCAAAGAAGGAGAUGCCUGGACAGGAAUGCAGUUGGGGGCAUGAACAGACUUGAGAUCUCCCCUCCAGAGAUAUAAAUUUGAGUGGGAUGAGAGGCUUGUGGCCUUUUCCAUCCCAGCAGAGCUGCACUGGUAGAAUUGACGAUGUCAAAAGCUGCACCCAAGAAAGCAGCAGCCCCUCCCCCACCAGGAUGCUCCCUGGACAUUAAUGAUCCUCAGGUGCAGAAUGCCGCUAUUCGUAUCCAGGCCUCCUAUCGUGGGCACAGGUCUCGCAAGGAACUGAAAGACAAAGGCCCUCCACGGGUACUACAGAACCUCAAAGAUGUGAUGCUGAUAGAAGGCAGUGCAGCCAAGUUAGAAUGCCGCAUCAGUGCCUUCCCUGACCCCUUUAUCCGCUGGUCCAAAGAUGGUGUGGAACUCAAGGACGGGCCCAAGUACCGCUAUGUCUUUGAGGAUCCUGACAUUGUGGCACUGGUGGUGCGUGAUGCAGCCCUUCCUGACCUGGGCAAGUACUCCAUCGCUGUGAAGAAUCCCUUUGGAGAGUGCUUUGACUCAGCUCGGCUCCUCAUAGAAGUACCUGCCAAGAUACAGAAAGGCCCAGACAAUUUAAAAGCCAAGAAAGGCAGCACAGUCAAUUUGACAGCUCACAUCAGUGGGGAGCCAGCCCCUGAUGUCGGCUGGGCCAAGGAUGGGGAGGAUAUUGAAGAAGAUGAUCGAGUGUACUAUAAUAUUGGCAGUGACUCAACAACUCUCACUAUCAAGAAAGUGACACCAGCUGAUGCUGGGAAGUAUGAGAUCUUUGUGGAGAACAGCCUGGGCAUGGAUCAGUCCUUUGCACGCCUUGAUGUGAAUUGAGCUCCCGUCUCCCCACGGCUUGACCCACCCCAAAAGAAACUCUCCUGUACCCAACUUUCAGAGCAGGGGAAUGCAAUUAAAAACAAACAAACUGGAGCAAUAGGGAUAUUUCAUUCUCCUGCAAUACCCCCGAGCCCAGCUACUUCUCUCACUGCUGCUUUGGGUCUCUCACUCACACAGGACAGCUUCAAUGAGGGUACAACUUUUCCCCCCGACUUGCUGGCAAGAAUACCUCCCCACCCCCCACUACUCUGCUCCAGGGCUCAAUCCAUCUCUUGGGCAGACAGGACUAUCAGCUUAUCAAUAGCUUUGCCAUCAAUAUGACAUAAGCAAUGUUCACUGAAAAGCCAUCUAGGUGGGGGCAUGAAAGGGGCAGGGCAGAGACUACACACCAGAGGUCUUUCCCCAGUGCUGCCAAGGGAGUCAGGCCAUCCCAGAAGCCUCCAGAUUCUUCUGGGCCCAUUUUCUUGCUUGACAAACUAAAUAAAACCAAAUGACUCUA
Pantherophis guttatus is the source of this 1373-nucleotide messenger RNA. It is a transcript of the gene SPEGNB, whose product is annotated as SPEG neighbor. Gene Ontology annotation, molecular function: protein binding. NCBI's taxonomy places the organism in Eukaryota, Metazoa, Chordata, Lepidosauria, Squamata, Colubridae. The record is from RefSeq and is a predicted model, not a curated record.